Notechis scutatus (mainland tiger snake) is the source of this 3444-nucleotide messenger RNA. It is a transcript of the gene CHRAC1, whose product is annotated as chromatin accessibility complex subunit 1. NCBI's taxonomy places the organism in Eukaryota, Metazoa, Chordata, Lepidosauria, Squamata, Elapidae. Gene Ontology annotation, cellular component: nucleus; CHRAC. Gene Ontology annotation, molecular function: protein heterodimerization activity. The record is from RefSeq and is a predicted model, not a curated record. Gene Ontology annotation, biological process: chromatin remodeling; DNA-templated DNA replication.
CCCUGAGCUCUGAGGUAAACGAAGAUGGCGUCGCGGUGGAGCGGAGCUUCUGGCGGAGGCGAGAAUCGGUUGGUGUCGCUGCCUUUGUCGCGGAUCCGGGUGAUAAUGAAGAGUUCGCCCGAAGUCUCGAGCAUCAACCCGGAUGCGAUCUUCCUCACCGCCAAGGCCACGGAGCUGUUUGUUCAGUAUUUAGCUACUUACGCUUACAAGCAUGGCCAGGGCAACGAGCACAAAACCCUGACAUAUACUCACCUGUCACAAGCAGUACAAAACUCUGACACUUUCCAGUUCCUGGCAGAUAUUGUGCCAAAGAAAAUCUUGGCAAGCAAAUACCUAAAAAUGCUUCAAAAAGAAAAAGAAGGAAAAGAGAUAAAGGAGGAAGAGGAGGAGGAAACGGAGGAAAGUGAGGCUGAAGAAGCAUCUUGACAAUAUAGCUUGUUUUAUGGAAUGUGAACACUCUUGAAUGGCUUAUGAUCAACUGAAUUCUUACAUCCUUGAACCAGUGUCAACUUUCAGAAUUAGAAUUGCCAAAUUAUGUACAAUUAUCUUGCAAAGACUUAUGGCAAAGACUUCCAAGUGGGACUGAGCAUAUUUGCAGAUCUUUGUUUUUCAUCUUCAGCUUAUAAACAAAAUAUAGAUGAUUGCUUUUAAUAUACCAAGUGUCCAUGUUAAGCAAAUACUGUAUUUUCAAUACAGAAUCAUCUUCAUUGCUCACAUUGGGCAAAUCUAAAAGCGGGCAAAUUCCUUUUACAUGCCAAUAUUAAAGUUUUCCUUCCUUUCAAUGUAAGUUGGUAAAGAGGGUUCAGAUUUCUUAAAAGCGAAUUGUUUAUAUGAAUAGUUGUAUAUGAGCUACACUAGGAUCUGUUGGUGUUCAAAUUGUCCAUGUUGAAAACAAAGUAUUUUCAAUAUCAUCAGUUCCUAUGUACAGUAAUGUUACACUCAUGUAAAUAAAAACUUGCAGUUUUGUAUGGAUAUUGGGAAAUUUGAAAAAAAGUCAAGUGUGAAUCCUUGUAUGGUUUGAAAUGACAUUUAUAUAGCACAACAUUGAAUAACAUGACAAAUACUUUUGGUAUCAAAAACACUUUUAACAUUUCUUUCACCUAUCAAACAUCAAGUGAGGCUUUGGUCAAUUUGUGUACGUAUCUGGAUAAAGACUGAGCAUUCCAACCAAACUGGUGCCAUUUCUGGGGUAGGCACUGAGCCGGUGAAAAGGUAAAAUUAACCCCUUUCUUUAAAAAGGGAAAUAAUGAUAGAAAAAUAUAAAUUCGAAUUAAAAGACGUGUUACCAGUGCCGCCUUCUUUUUGAAAAGGGGCUGGAUAGAUUUAUGGAGGAUAGAGGUGUUCACACCUACUUAUGUAGCCUAUUCCACCUAAACUUACGUGGCUCACAGCACACUUCCAACCAGUUCAGGAACUAAAGUUCUGAAGUAGGCAGCCAUCAGAAAAAGGGACACACUUAGGUUGUGUUUCCACCCGAUAAAUGAUAACAUGGUUUUCAUGGUUGGGCUGAUACAGUACAACCUAAACAGAUUUAUUCACUAAAAUGUGAAUUAAGCGAACCAUGAGUGGUGUGAACACAGUUAUUCUGAAUUAAGUUCUUGAGAUCGCAAACUCAUUACCUUCUACGUUGUAAACAAAACAUUUAUUGCCAAAGAGAGAUUUUUAUGGCAACAUUAAUUGGACCACACCGGUAGUCCCCAAAUUAUGACUACAAUUGGGACCAGAAUUUAUCGUGGCUGUUACGUGAAUUGUGCCCAAAGUUAUGAUCACUUAAGUUGUUCAAUGAAUCAUGGUGAUUAAGCGAAUCCGGCUUGCCUCAUUUGUGAGAAGCCAACUGUGAGGGUCACAAAUUGUGAUCGCAUGACUCCAGAAUGAGCAACUGUUGUAAAUACAGGCCUGUUGCCAAGCACCCAAAUUUUGAUACUGCUGUGGUUGUGAGUUUGAGGAACAGUUGUAAGUCACUAUUUUCAGUGCCAUUGUAAGUUUGAAUGGUCACUAAAUGAAUGGUCAUAAGUUGAGGAAUACCUGUAGGGUAAAAUUAUUGAAUACCAUUGUGAGACAUGCAAGAAAUCUGCUUUCCAAUGAUGGGCCACUGAACCAAACUAACAUUAACAUGGCUUUCAUCAGAUUGUGGAUUGUAAGUAGGGGAAGACUGCAAAUCCUGAGCUCUUUGAAUUAUUAGUGUUAGAGGCACAAAAAAAUACUUUUGAAUGUGUAAGUAUGAGUAAUUUAUUGACAUACUAUGAGGCAGAAACAAAAUUGACACCAUACAAAAUAACUUUAUAAAAUAUCAUUCACAUGUUUCAUCAAGAUUUACAGCAUUUUGAGCAUGUUAAAUGUCUUAAUGGUAUGGAGGUAAAAAAAAGAACACUAUGCUAAAUCUUUAGUAGCACUUUAUAGUAUAUAUAUAUAUAUACACACACACAAGGGGGAAAAACAAAGUAGAAGGUUAGUUUGUCAUCUUAUUGCCGAAGUAGUGCAAAGUAUUUUUACUAGCAAGCUGUAAAAACAAACAUGGAAAAAGGACUCACCCAAGCUUAAAAACAGGACAAUAAAUGUGGCAUUUCACAGUCUUUUUUUUUUCUUUUAAGCUUUCUUCUCCUUUUUCUCCCACUUGCCUUCCCAAAAUUAUUUUCUCCAUGUGGGGAAUGCAAAAGUCCACAUUAAGACAAUUGGAUCCACAGUGUAUUUUUAAGCAACCAAACUAAGGGUUGCUCAAAUUGGCUUGCAUACGAAUUCCAAAUAUGGCGCAGCUUUUGGUUUUGAGUGUGGCUCAGCUUUCAGGUAGGCUGAUUCCCAGCUGGUUUGAAACUUAGAUCAAUUCUUGGUCAAGAAAUCAUUCUUCGAAAUCAAAACUUUUGCUUUUUGCCCAGAUUUCGAUCGUGGCAAAACCACAGUCAUGCGAGUAUAUAUGUAUAUAUCAGAAGAGACCAUAUAUUGCCUGUUUUACCGUCUUGGGAUCCUUUUUCUUCAAUUUUAUUUGUGUUAAAAACAAAAACAGUCUAGAAUGCAAGGCAGACUUGAUAUCAACGUUGGACUAACACCAAGAAAGGAUCAGAGUAUCUAGCGAAGAGAGACCAAUUCUAAAGUCUUCAGCCGAGCCAACAAUAAAAAAAAUCGAUAAACUAGGUAGCCAAUAACAAUAACAACUAACAAAAGGACACCCCACCCUACCCUGCCCAAAAGCUCUAUGAAAUAAAAAGGAACAAAAUGCAGCAUUUUCAGGCUCGUGUUUCAACCUUGAGGUACCUGUAAGUCUUCUUACCUUCUGCCCAAAGGACUAUGGUAUAUUAAAAAACAUUUUAAAAUUCUUGACCGUAAGCCAAUUUACAGGACUUUACUGAAAAAGUGCAAUGAGACUGAUCGUGUAUCUGCAGCAUAUGAAAUUGGAUGGUUAAGUCUUUUAUAAAAUAUAGCUUUUCUAAGAGACCCGUUGGGGCAGUU